Symbiodinium necroappetens is the source of this 556-nucleotide messenger RNA. The record is from the annotation of a GenBank genome assembly. Lineage: Eukaryota; Dinophyceae; Suessiales; Symbiodiniaceae.
ACAAGCUGAUGCCCCACGUAUGGGAUACAUGUUGUGGGCCACUUCCUCUGGUCUGAAAAAUCCCGGGUUUCCAAGCCUCAGAGCCAUGGACGCCGCUGCGUGUCUUGACAUUCUGAGCCGCGCGGCGCACACGAGUUCCCAGCAGAAUGGUGGCAAGGCGUGCGGCCAUGGAGGCGCACCUCAAAGCACCGAGGGAGGUUAUCCCGCAGCACAGACUGAGCAGAGUGGCCAGGCUCACUCGUGCUGCGGCGCAAACCCGGAGGCCGCAAUGGGCUCGCAAGGCCUUGGCCAGGUGUUGGAUCUGGAGACAGGCGCAAAUGAGACGCUCGGACCGGAGUUGACAGAGGAAGCGAUCCUUCAGCGAUUCCCAAAGCUACGCGCUCCGGAGACUCCAGAGGACACCGCCCCAAGGAGUGAUUCAGGGGCAGAGAUGGACGUCGAGAAGACGUUCGAUGGAAACAUGGCCGCGCAGAUGGUCCUGGCAGCCGUGGCGCUGCAAGAGGAGCGCGUGGCAGUCUACAAAGACUACGACGCAGCGUUCAAGUAUCUCCUCCAG